Molecule: messenger RNA, 3475 nt
Organism: Panicum virgatum (switchgrass)
Lineage: Eukaryota; Viridiplantae; Streptophyta; Magnoliopsida; Poales; Poaceae
Exons: 3
Coding region: 2366-3475 (369 amino acids)
Source: RefSeq, a predicted model, not a curated record
UUCAGAAUUCCUUAAGUUGGCAUGAAUCAGUUGCAAGCUUUGCAUUAGUUCUCUAGAAUCAAGGUUUAAGUUUAAUUGAGCUGUCCAUAAAAAGGUUGACCUGGACUUCUCUUUCAUGACAAAUGACAUCCAACCUCAAUCUUAAGUGAAGUGCCUCCUAGGUCUUUGCUGAAUUGGAGAUCGAAUCAUGUCUGCUAGUUACUUAUUCACAAAUUUAUUUAUGUGCCAAGUGAAGCAAGGAAGUUCCUGAAAUAGCACUAGAAGUAUGAUAGUCUGCUCAUUGCAGUCAAGCCUGACUAUAAGCGUCAUACUAGCUGCCUGUCUCCCGACAACAGUUUGUUUGGAUGUUGAUUUGCAUUUAAGAAGGUAGUCAAUAAACAUCACGACGUUGACAUGAUUCUUGUUUUAUGGUUAUUAAACCUGGCCAAAACAAACACUCUUUCGACAAGGGUUUCUGCUCACGUGAUCUUGCUGCUUGAGCUAUUCUGUAGUAUAUGUUGACUACUUGACUCAUCUGCUUUUCUGUCGGAAUACUUGCCGUUGACAUCUUCAAAAUUGGUCCUUGAAAUCUUUGCCUUGAUCUGAUCCCAUCUGCUGUUUUGAUCGAGACAUGUACUGCUUUCCUGAUAACGGCCAUCUUUCUAUGGUUUCUCUGAAUCAGUCUGGUUUAUGUGAAGGUGAGCUAUCAACUGUGGAUGUAAUCCAUGCCUUGUGAACGUGAGCUAUCAGGAUCAUGUGAUGUUGUCCAUCACAUCCUUGUGAAGAUCUCUUUCCAAGGCCAUGGCUAACUAAAUCAGUCCUUAACAUCUACUACAUCUUUAGUCCAUAUGGCCUUAUGGACGCUCUGAUCCCAUCUUUUGUUUCGGUCGAGACAUGACAUGUGCUGCUUUCCCGAUAAUUCUCAUUUUUGCAAUGUUUCCAUGAAUCAUCUGGUACUCUGGUUUUAUGUGAACGUGAGCUGUCAGUUUUUGCAAUGUGAUACUAUCCAUGGCCUCUUUUUCUUUUUUCUUUUUCUGUGAAGUACUCUUGAAACUUGAAAGGGCCAAAGGCCAAGCCCAAACUGAGCUAAGAUGCAGGACGCAAGGUUUGAAUGAUCAAGAGCGACUAGCCUGUUCCAGUCUUCCAGAGGAUGAGAUAUGGAUGAUGGCAUCUUGUGAUCUGCGAAUCUUACGGUCGCCUUCUUCUUUCGGCAGAGAAUAUAUCCUGUUCUGUCUUUUACUAGUUCCGGGAAGGCACGAAAGUACGUAACCAACAGGAUAGAGAAGCAUCUGUACCUUUUCAUUGCACUGAGCAUGAUUUUUCAGCGCCCGGUUUAUCUGAAAAUUGAACGUUUAUCAAUUACAAUACUUAUAACACGCGUUCUGUAUUGCGGUUUUGUAUUGGAGAACCCUGAGCUGAGACUUAACUCUUCUCGGGUUCUUGACAUGCGCUUUGUCCAUACAAUGUGUUACACUGUUAGUCUGUUGGAAACUGAUGGGUCAGGUAACUGAGAAAAUUUCUUAUUUGCCAUCAAAAUUUACAGUGCUUCCCUAUUUGCCAUUGAGAAAGUUUUUUUUCCUUAUUUGCCAUUGAGCUAAACUUCGUUUCACUUCCUGCCACUUCCGUCUAUUCCGUCAUGAUCUGUUACGCAGAGGCAUACAAUUUUUUUUUCAUAUUGGCUAAACUGCCCCUUGCUCCCUUUCCCUUCCCUUUCUAUUUCUCUCCCCCGUGCUCCCUUUCUACCCCAAAUUUCCUCUCUCCCCACGCUGUCCUCACCAAACCCUAGAUCGGACGCUCUCCUCACCACGCUCUCUCCCCGCCUGGCUGCUCCUGCGCUGAGGGGCCGCACUGGCCGCACCCCCGCUCACGCGUGCAUGAGCACGCCGGCGCUGGAGGAAGGGUGGGCGGGCGUGGCCGCGCCCCCCCACAGGAGCGGCAGGGAGCCCGGCGGUCCCCCUCCCGAGGCGCCCAGGGAGCCUGGCGGUCCCCUUCCCGAGGCGUCCAGGGAGCCCAGUGACUCCAUGCGACCGCUGGCGCUGGAGGAGCUGUGGGCGGCAGGGGCCGCGGCCCCCCACACGAGCAGCGCAGACGGCAUGUGCGCCCCAGCUCCCGCGCUGCCCAGGGGCAAUCCGUCGCAGCCGCCGGCGCUAGAGGAGCGGCGGGCGGUAGCGGCCGCGCCCCCCGCGGGAGCAGCCCAGGUGCGGAGCUUGCCCUCUGUGGGAGCCUCGCCGGAGCAAGCAAAUGGCUAUUGGAAGGGUGAGUACUCGCGAAUGGCUUGGUUUUCCAGCACAAUAUUUUUUUCCUUUGUUUCAAGAUGUUGCUAGUUCAGUAGAAAUAGAAGAGAUCCAACAAAAUUUGAGUUAGUUUUAUUAUUUUGGUUGAUAGGAUGGAUGCUAGUUCAAGUUACUUACUAAAAAUUAGAAUUAUUGGCAACCCAAAAAAGGUUAGGAAUGAUGUCACUUGUUUUCUGUUCGAGAAGGUUGUUGAUUCAGACACGACAAAUUUUAAGGAUUUCAUUGAGUCCAUCGUAAACCAGUAUCCCCCAGGUUACCAGAAAGUUGUUCAUGUGCACUAUUAUGAUAGUUAUUUGGCAGCUUUUCCUAAAGUUAAAACAGACCAAGAGUUGCUGUCAAUGUUUCAGAAACACACCGAGAACAAGGUUGUUGACAUGGCCAUUACAUACAAUGAUCCUUUGGAACCAUAUAUACCAAUCACUAAGUGGCCUGGUGCUAGUGAUGUUGAUUCUGAUUUUACUUGUGAUCCAAAGCAAAAGCAGCCUAUGAACAAAGGAAAGCAGCCUAUGAACAAAGGAAAGCCUGAACCUGAGGACGAAAAUUGUCCAAAUCCAUUACUAGAGAAUGAGUACGUAGAUAUUGAUGAGGAGAGCACGUACUUGGGCAAGGAGCCUGCGGAUGAUGUUCCAAGCAAGGGCGAGGACAAGGACGCAGACUAUGUGGUAGAAGAAGAUUCUGAUUCAGGUUCAGACUCUGAGAUGGAUGAUGAAAAUGAGGUAGAAGGGAUGGAGCCUAUAGAUGCAGAUUAUGAUAAAAAUGACCCUCCAAUGCAUGUUGGGAUGACAUAUCCAAAUAUUCAAGUAUUUAAGUUGGCAUUAGCUCAACAUGCUAUCAAACAUGAGUUUGAAUACAACACAGAAAAGAGCGAUAAGGGCAGAUUCAGAGCCUAUUGUACAAGGAAGCAAGAAGAUAACUGCCCCUGGAGGUUACAUGCUUCUACAAUGGAUGACAAGCAAACUAUAAAGGUAACACGUAACCCUUUUGGUCAUAUCUGUUCAAGCACUAGAAGGAAAGAGAAAGCGAAGAAUGCAUCCAAGCAUUGGGUAUGUGACAAGGUGAAGGGCUGGUUACUUGAGGAUCCAAAGUUGGGACCAAAAGCAUUACAACAAAAGAUCAGAGAGCACUACAAGAUAAAGGUCCACUAUAAGAGAGUAUAUAUGGGUAAGGAGCUAGCACUGAAACAAAUUUACGGCACAAGUUGA